Messenger RNA from Manis javanica (Malayan pangolin), 2734 nucleotides. Its product is annotated as von Hippel-Lindau disease tumor suppressor. Gene Ontology annotation, biological process: Toll signaling pathway; interleukin-1-mediated signaling pathway; protein phosphorylation. The record is from RefSeq and is a predicted model, not a curated record. Gene Ontology annotation, molecular function: protein kinase activity; ATP binding; protein binding. Lineage: Eukaryota; Metazoa; Chordata; Mammalia; Pholidota; Manidae. Gene Ontology annotation, cellular component: cytoplasm; plasma membrane; nucleus.
UAUGGCAAAACCCCCGGAGGUCUCAAAAGAAUGAAUGAGGCGAAGGAAACAGUCAAAAAUUUAACAGAAGUGGGAGAAACUCCGAUUUGCCGAAGGCCCGGAGCGGGCAGGUGUGCGCGGGCGCCACUCCCCCUCACUACAGACGCGGCCUUUAUGGCGCAUGCGCACAGACUCAAGGCGGCCAUCUCCGAGUGCGCAGUCCAUCCCUAACCGAGAGCGCGCGAAAACUGCACGCACGUCGGUGCGGGACACGCACGCCCCGCCCCGCCGUGCGGCCCGCGAAUCCUAAGGUGGCGAGGCCUCGGUUGUCUAGUCUCCGGGAGGUAAUGCCCCGGAAGGCAGGGAACGUGGAAGAGGCUGAGGCGGGCGCCGACGAGUACGGCCCUGAGGAGUACGGUCGGGAGGAGUCAGGCGCUGAGGAGUCCAGCCCGGAAGAGUCCGACCCGGAGGAACCGGCUGCUGAGGAGGAGAUGGAGGCGGGGCGGCCGCGGCCGGUGCUGCGCUCAGUGAACUCGCGCGAGCCGUCCCAGGUCAUCUUUUGCAACCGCAGCCCGCGAGUGGUGCUGCCCGUGUGGCUCAACUUCGACGGCGAGCCGCAGCCAUACCCGACGCUGCCGCCCGGCACGGGCCGCCGCAUCCACAGCUACCGAGGUCACCUUUGGCUCUUCCGUGACGCAGGGACAUACGAUGGGCUUCUAGUUAACCAAACUGAACUAUUUGUGCCAUCUCUCAAUGUUGAUGGACAGCCUAUUUUUGCCAACAUCACUCUGCCAGCCUCCUACGUGAUCACAGACUUUACCCAGCUGCGGAAGAUUAAGUCAAUGGAACGGGUGCAGGGCGUGAGCAUCACCCGGGAGCUGCUGUGGUGGUGGGGGAUGCGGCAGGCCACAGUCCAGCAACUGGUGGACCUCCUGUGCCGCCUGCAGCUCUAUCGUGCAGCGCAGAUCAUCCUGAACUGGAAACCAGUUCCUAAAAUUGAGUGUUCUAUCCCAGACUUCUCAGGUGUCGUGAAGCCAGAAAGGCCCUUGGCAGCUUCUCUGAGAAACACUGAAGAUGGAUGUGCAAAGGAGCAGCCCACAAGGCCACCUGCUUCUUCAGGCCCAGGGCCUGUGCCAGCCAGAGCCAACCUCCUGCUUCCUCCUGGUGAUGCCCCUCAUCCUUUGAAAACUGACCUUCCUGCUUCAUUUGAUUCAGAGGAUUUUGGAACCUCCAUUCCUAAGCAGGAAACACGUUUGAGCCUGGCUGGAGACAACUUUUUCUGGAGUGAGGCAGAUGUGGUCCAGGCAACUGAUAACUUCAGCCAAAACCACAAAAUCAGUGAGGGGACCCUUGCUGACAUCUACAGAGGGCAAAGGCAUGGCAUGCCAUUUGUCUUCAAGAAGCUCAGAGAGAUGGCCAGCUCAGGUCCAGGAACGACUGAAAAAUUCUUCCAGGCAGAGGUACAAAUUUGUCGUAGAUGCUGCCAUACCAACAUCUUACCUCUGCUGGGCCUCUGCACUGGAAAGCAGUUCUACAGCUUGAUCUACCCAUACAUGGCAAAUGGUUCUUUACAGGACAAACUCCAGGGUCAGGGUGGCUCAGACCCCCUCUCCUGGCCCCAGCGCAUCAGCAUCUGCUCAGGACUGCUCCAGGCUGUGCAUUACCUGCAUGGCCUGGAGAUGAUCCACAGCAACAUCAAGAGCUCCAAUGUUUUACUAGACCAGGACUUCACCCCGAAGCUGGCUCAUCCAAUGGCUCACCAGUGUCCUGUCAACAAAAAGUCAAAAUACACCAUGAUGAAGACACACCUUUUCCAGGCCUCAGCUGCAUAUCUACCAGAAGAUUUCAUCAGGGUGGGGCAGCUCACAAAGCGAGUGGACAUCUUCAGCUGUGGAAUAGUGUUAGCUGAGGUGCUCACUGGUAUUCCUGCGAUGGAUAGAGACCGAAGCCCGGUUUACCUGAAGGACUUGCUCCUCAGUGAGAUUCCCAGCGGCAGCACCUCGUUGCGCUCCAGGAAGACUGGCGUGGAGAAAGCGAUGGCUAAGGAGAUCUGCCUGAAGUACCUGGAGAAGAGAGCAGGCCAGCUGCCGGACGACUGCGCGGAGGCCCUGGCGGCGGCGGCCUGCCUCUGCCUGCGCAGGCGCAACGCCAGCCUGGCGGAGGUUUGUAGCUCUGUGGCCUCUGUGGAAGAGCAGCUCAGAGAUCAGGAGACAAUGCUCCCUUGGAGUGGGCUUUCCGUGGGCACAGGUUCUUCUUCCAACACCCCAGAAGAAACGGAUGAUGUGGAUAAUUCCAACCUCGAUGCCUCCUCCUCCAUGAGAGCAGUGCCCGGGGCUGGGGCUGCCGCCUCGCCUUCCCCGACAGAGGAUGGAGAAGGCAGGCCACAGGCUGGCGAGGUAAAGCAGGCUGACUCUUCCUCUGAGGCCUGUGCCAGUUUGGAGGCUGCCCAGGAUGCUACAGAGACUUCGUGGAAAAUUGAUAUCAAUGAGGCCAAAAGGAAACUGAUGGAAAAUAUCCUGCUCUACAAAGAAGAAAAGUUGGACAGCAUUGAGCUUUUUGGCCCCUGAUGAGUAGAACACAGCCGAGGAUGCUUGUGCUCAAUCAUAAAGAUGACUCCAAGUCCAGAAAAAGAUCUGAGGCAGACUCAAAAUCUCCCAGGAAAAACCAAACAUCAGCUUUCCCAGCAUUGUGGGGGUGGUGCUGAGAAACUUCCAUUUUAUCAGCAGGAGUUAGGGGAGAAGGGAUCUCAGCUUUU